This is a messenger RNA of Macrobrachium nipponense, 1388 nucleotides long. RefSeq lists its product as uncharacterized. NCBI's taxonomy places the organism in Eukaryota, Metazoa, Arthropoda, Malacostraca, Decapoda, Palaemonidae. The transcript has 3 exons. The coding region runs from base 111 to 836 and encodes 241 amino acids. The record is from RefSeq and is a predicted model, not a curated record.
ACAUAUUUCCUUGUAUUCUGGAGAAAAGGCGGAGAAGUGAAAAUGGGCACUGUAUCUUAUGAAGAUUUUCAGUUACUUACUUACGCGCUAAGUAUAACGACGUGUUAGCCAUGGGCAACAAGCCUGGUUACCAGAAAGUCAGUACUGUCGAUAAGACAGGUGAAGCUGAAGGAACUCCACUAGCCCCUGAAACGACCGAGUCUACAGAGUCUACUCGAAGUUGCAGCACUGACGGGAAGGACCAGACAGCAGGGAGCCAAGCAAGAUCCUAUGCCAGGCCAAAGGUCAUUCUUCGGGAAAAAUCCAGGACACGCCACAGCUCUGCUAAUACCCCGAUGCAAGAUACUGAAAGCAGAUUACGCUCCUUGUCCACCUCGCCCUCAGCAGCAUCCUCAAUACCGGUAAGAUCUCGACACUCUUCUCUCCAUUCUGAUAGAGGGGCAUCUAGGCCUAUUUUUGCUGACGAAACCCCUUCAGCGAGUCUGCAGGGAGCAGGAGGUCUAGUCGCACCUGCGUCUUCCCAGUUUUCCGCGGCGGAUGCUACUCCGGCGAUGCGGUUCAUCAAGCACUGCAGAAAAUCUGAAUCGCCGAAGAAAGAUAAGAGCGUGGAUCGGCCUGUCCGCUGGCUAUCGCGAACCCCUCCUCCUGUUGAUCCGCCACUGACCGCGUCCUCUGAACUUGAGGAAGAAACGGACCUUCUCCGGGCAUGCGAGGGAGCCAAAGGCGCCAAAAAGAAGAGGAAAAUGAACCGUCCAGGAAGCUCUCCAUACAAGGACCUGAAUCCUGAUUCCAGUGAAGGGGGCGGCGUCUCGUCGAUGACAGUGCCUUGGCAUUAGGUGAUCGUUUCGGAGGCAGUGAAUUUCACUGCCUUCGUAUCAGAGUACAAAGAUUGGCUACAGCGACUGAUUUUACGCUGUCCGAAACAUUUUAGAUGUCGAUUCUAGUUUUUUUUUUAUUUUUGGUCAACUUUAUUCUCAAGUUUACGUAUUUUCUACCCAUUUUUUUUAUUUGUUUUUGACAGUUAACAUUUAAAGUUGGGCUUUGUAUUUGUAUAUGUUUGCUCAACGUAAUGUUGUUAUUAUUAGGGCAUUUUUACCUUAUCGGACAAGUAGAAGGGCCCUAUUUUCGAUUUCUUCAAACGUGGGUGCUUAUAUAUAUUUGUAACCUUUAUUUUAUAAUCUUUUUAGAUGGCAAACGUUUCUUGUGAUUUAUUAGUUUUAACCUUUGCAUGAAAGACUAAAAUCUUUUUGAAGUACAAUAUUUUUGUUAUAAUAAUUUUUUUUAUGGUAACCGUAGGUAUUCGAUUUGAACAAUGGAAGGCGACCUCUCGGAUGUUUUGCACUGUUGCACAUAUUAAUGACCUUGAUGAAUAUAACCAGUGUCUCAAC